GUUCGCUGACAUGACGUAGGUACAUCCUGUAACGCGCGGUUUCGUGUCCUUCUCUGAUUCGACGACGGCAAAGCGCCGUAUCUGCUUCUUUACCUGUAUUUUAUCAAGCCGUAUUCGUGCUCUAGUAUUUGAGUUACGUUUACGUAUAAUUGGCUGGUAACCUUAUCAAAACAUACAAUAAUCAAAGAACUGACUAAUACACAAGACGUAUCGCAUUAAAGCCAAGGAAUUCUGACCAUUAAGUUGCCGGUCCUUAAGCGAAAAAGACGUUUAAAAAGUUAUAGUCUCCCAUCAGUUAUAACAUGCUUCCGUCAAUUGUAGUACUUCUUGUUAUCGGAAUUGCAGCUGCCGAAGAUUGCAAAGGAUGUGUUUCUUUGGAUUCUUAUUCCUUUGACAAGGUGAUACCGAAAUUCAAAGCGGCAAUUGUUAAAUUCGAUGUGGCAUUUCCGUAUGGAGAGAAACACGAACAGUACGCGCAAAUAGCUGCAGGGACGAAAGAUUCUCAUGAUCUAUUGGUUGCUGAAGUGAGAGUGAAGGAUUAUGGCAAUAAAGAUAAUUCUGAUCUUGCCGCUCGCUAUAAAAUAAAGUCCAAAACAUUCCCCGCUGUUCUUUUAUUUCUUCAAGGAAAAACAGAACCAAUUCCAUUCGUUGCAGAAAAAGAAACUGAUUUUACCGCGGAUAGUAUUAAGCGAUUUAUUAAAAUGAAGUCUGGAAUAUAUCUUGGUCUCCCUGGUUGUGUGGAACAAUUAGAUAGACUUGCAGAGGAAUUCAGGACCAGCGGAGAAACGGAAAGGAAGGAGAUAUUAAACAAAGCUAAAGUCUUUGAAGGAACACUACCUGAAACGCAACGCGCUGCCGCAAAAGUUUAUGUUAAAACUAUGGAAAGAAUACUAGAAAGAGGAGACGUUUUUGUUCAAACAGAACAAACUAGAAUAGAGGGCAUAUUGAAAGGGAAAUUAUCAAAUGAAAAGAAACGCACAAUGGAAGAAAAACGUAAUAUCCUCCAUUCUUUCUUAUACAGAGACGAAUUAUGAAAAAUUACCAUCGUACAGUAUUAUAAAUUUUGUUAUGUAUACUUUUGUAAAAAUAGUGUCAUAUUAAAAUCAAAUAUCCACUGAUCGUUUUAAGUCCAAUAUCUUACAGCUCAUUUUUUAUAACUUAAAACGAUACAGGUAUUAGUCUGUACUGCAUACAUUCCAAUAUUUCAGACUGCAAUUUAUAUAAAUGUGAAAAGAUUGAAGAAAACGUUUAAAAGAAAUAAAAUAUUUAAAAGAUCA
This is a messenger RNA of Bombus huntii, 1277 nucleotides long. RefSeq names its product endoplasmic reticulum resident protein 29 (gene wbl). Gene Ontology annotation, cellular component: endoplasmic reticulum lumen; endoplasmic reticulum. Lineage: Eukaryota; Metazoa; Arthropoda; Insecta; Hymenoptera; Apidae. The transcript is spliced from 4 exons. Gene Ontology annotation, biological process: protein secretion. The coding region runs from base 303 to 1034 and encodes 243 amino acids. The record is from RefSeq and is a predicted model, not a curated record.